Messenger RNA from Sardina pilchardus (European sardine), 1460 nucleotides. RefSeq names its product cyclin dependent kinase 5, regulatory subunit 1b (p35) (gene cdk5r1b). The transcript is spliced from 2 exons. Bases 505 to 1407 code for a protein of 300 amino acids. The record is from RefSeq and is a predicted model, not a curated record. NCBI's taxonomy places the organism in Eukaryota, Metazoa, Chordata, Actinopteri, Clupeiformes, Clupeidae. Gene Ontology annotation, biological process: axon guidance; brain development. Gene Ontology annotation, cellular component: protein kinase 5 complex; cytoplasm; growth cone. Gene Ontology annotation, molecular function: cyclin-dependent protein serine/threonine kinase activator activity; protein kinase binding.
UCAAGGCGUGGGGAUAUUCGUCUGAUUAAAGGGUUUUCAUCGGAAUUUUAAACGCAUUUUUGUCAUUGAGGGCAUUCCUUGAGAUUACCGGUUUUGUUUCACCUUGAUGUGCUGCAUUUCAAAGGGAAAAAGCAAUCCAGACGCAGAUAUUGCUUGUAUUCGUCUAUAAAAACGUUGAGGAAAAAUACAACUGCUGAACCUACUGAGGUUAAAAGCAAACAGUGGGCAAGCAAGCAGGACAGAGAAACAAGAGAGAGACAGAGAGAGAGAGAGAGUGUGCUGCUGCAUCGACUAGUGAGGCAAGCCUGCUCCACCAUAACAAAGCCACCCCUCUGGAGCUCCAAACUCCUCCCCGACGUGGAUGCCUAAGAUAAAUUCCGUCUGGUAGCCCGGGGCUUCCACGCUCUGAAGAAGUGAGGUCAAGACCCUCACUUUCCGAUCCCAGGCUAUCCCCCUGCCGUCCACUUCACCGUCUCCUGAGAGGCCCACGACCCCGCCGGCGCCAUGGGAACCGUGCUGUCGCUCUCGCCCAGCUACCGCAAGGCGGCGCUCUUCGAGGAUGGCCCGGCCACGGUGGGCCACUACACGGCCGUGCAGAACAGCAAGAACGCCAAAGACAAGAACCUGAAGCGCAACUCGCUCAUCAACGUGCUGCCGUGGAAGCGCAUCGUGGCCGUCUCGGCCAAGAAGAAGGGCUCCAAGAAGGUGCAGCCCAACGCCGCCUACCAGAACAACGUCACGCACCUCAACAACGAGAACCUGAAGAAGUCGCAGUCGUGUGCCAACCUCUCCACCUUCGCCCAGGACCAGGGCAGCCCCACCAAGAACGCCAACAACGCCGUGUCGUCGGUCAAGAAGGCGCCGCUGACCAACUCGAACGCCGCGUCCGGCACGCCCAAGCGGGUGAUCGUCCAGGCCUCCACCAGCGAGCUCCUCCGCUGCCUGGGAGAGUUCCUGUGCCGGCGGUGCUACCGACUCAAACACCUGUCCCCCACCGACCCGGUCCUGUGGCUGCGCAGCGUCGACCGCUCCCUGCUCCUCCAGGGCUGGCAGGACCAGGGCUUCAUCACGCCCGCCAACGUGGUGUUCGUUUACAUGCUGUGCCGCGACGUGGUCUCCUCGGAGGUGGCCACUGAGCACGAGCUGCAGGCCGUGCUGCUCACCUGCCUCUACCUGUCCUACUCGUACAUGGGCAACGAGAUCUCGUACCCGCUCAAGCCCUUCCUGGUGGAGAGCUCCAAGGAGACCUUCUGGGACCGCUGCCUGUCCAUCAUCAACCUGAUGAGUGCCAAGAUGCUGCAGAUCAACUCGGACCCGCACUACUUCACGCAGGUGUUCGCCGAUCUCAAGAACGAGAGCCAGAAGGAGGAGGAGAGGAGUCGCCUGCUCAUCGGCCUGGACCGGUGAGGGAGGGCGCCACCUAGGGGCUGACCGAGGGGCAGUGGGUGGCGCAUAGCUGU